This is a messenger RNA of Rhincodon typus (whale shark), 1722 nucleotides long. RefSeq names its product TELO2-interacting protein 1 homolog. Gene Ontology annotation, cellular component: cytoplasm. Lineage: Eukaryota; Metazoa; Chordata; Chondrichthyes; Orectolobiformes; Rhincodontidae. Gene Ontology annotation, biological process: chromatin remodeling. Bases 176 to 847 code for a protein of 223 amino acids. The transcript is spliced from 5 exons. The record is from RefSeq and is a predicted model, not a curated record.
UUGUGGUUGGCAGUUUUGAUUUUAAACAUUGUAGGUGAAAUUUGAAUUUCUUAAUGUACAUUUAUGUUCUGUUUUAGAAUGUGAAAUCCCUGAUCAACUGGAACCUGACAUUAGCUCUGACCACCCUGAUGUGAAAAAGGACCUCCCUGCUCAUAUCCAAAUUGCUAAAGAUGUGAUGGAGAGGUGCAUUCACCUUCUGUCAGACAAAAGCAUUAAAUUACGGCUAAAGGUAUUGGAUGUUUUGGAACAGUGUGUGGUUGUUCUCCAGAAUAAUGUAAAUGAACUACUCCCAAUGGUACACCGGGUGUGGAGUCCUUUUGUGCAGAGAUUGACCAAUGAUGAUCCCCUCGUGGUUCUCAGGGCAUUCCAGGUGCUAUGCAGGCUGGCAGACACCUGUGGUGAUUUUCUGAGGAGCAGAGUUUCGAAAAACAUUUUGCCAAAGGUGACCGAAUCUUUAGUCAGCCAAGCCCCUGUCAGUGCAAAGGCUGGGCCUAUUUAUAGCCACACACUCUCCUACAAAGUACAAUUAGCUGAGCUUCAAGGCCUUGGAAAACUCUGUGAGAAACUAGAUCUUGGUGAAACCGAUCUGGAUAUGGUCGCUAGCACUUGCCUACCAUACCUGAGCAGCAGGCAGCCAUGGAAACUCCAGGAUGCAGCUUGCAGUGUUUUUUACCACCUAAAUGAAGUUGAUCCUGAUGCCACAUGGCUUAUUUUAAAUGAAGUUUAUUGUCCAAACACCUACAGUCCACCACAUUCCAGCCUCCCAACAAUACAACUGACUGGAAUGGGAAAGCACAGAAAUGAGUUUACUGAUAAUAUUCUUCAACUUCUGCAAGGAUUUGAAUGACUGAGAAAUUUGUGGUAGUUGGCAGUGCCAAAACCAUACCCAAAGCUCCCCAUAUUCAGACUGCUAACAUCAGCCUUGUUGCAAGGAGUGUCGUAAACUGAGAAAAGGAAUAUGGCUGAAGGAAUACAAAGUCUUUGGUGUACUUCACCCCAGUUUUUCUGGCUUGUUGCGAAGCAGCCCCCUCAAAGGUUUGGACACAUUUACCUUUUCAACCAACAGAAAAGCCAAGAAAAUAUAGGUGACAAAAGUAUUUCGAGGGGACUUCUUAAGCAUUCGAACAAUCACUGAAGAUAGCUAGUGCGGAUUGAAUCAAAACAGAAAUCGCUAGAAAAACUCAGCAGGUCUGGCAGUAUCUGUGGAGAGGAAGCAGAGUUAACAUUUUGGAUCCAGUGACUCUUCAAACUGAUUAUUUUCUGUUUUUUUUCUGAUUUCCAGCAUCUGCAGUUCUUUGGUCUUUUUUGUCCAGUACAGAUUGGUUUCAACAUCUUGUAGCUGGAUCGAUAAUGUGUUAUGAUCCCUUUCCUUGCUAUCUUCCAGCUUUCCUCUAUUAAGCUGUGUAACUGUGACUGGCUACGGGGAGAAUAGGACAACCACAUGACACCAUGUUAUUUAACUAGCAGGCGAGGUGAAAAACUUGACUAACUAGGUUUUUUUGGGUUACUUUGCAUUCAAAAUUGAUUAAUCUUUUGCUCAUCAAGUUUGACUGGAUAGUAUUCCUCAAAUUCUGCAACAGUUAUAGGAUGCAUUAUUUCUUAACAAUAUUGUCUAAGGGCUACAAAAUAUAAUUGGAUAACUCGUAUUUCUGGUGUUCACGCGAUCAAUAUUGUUACACUCAAGGAAGCUUAGUAAUAAACGCACAAGUGUUUUCAACCUAA